Messenger RNA from Sphaeroforma arctica JP610, 2951 nucleotides. RefSeq lists its product as hypothetical. The record is from RefSeq and is a predicted model, not a curated record. The transcript has a single exon. NCBI's taxonomy places the organism in Eukaryota, Ichthyosporea, Ichthyophonida. The coding region runs from base 1 to 2766 and encodes 921 amino acids. Gene Ontology annotation, molecular function: protein binding.
AUGCGUUGUGUACACAAUUCUGCCGUCACACCAGCAUAUAGCAGGAUCAACAGAUUAAAUAGUACGCAUGUAUGCAAGCUUCAAUUUCACAAUGAAGGCGCUCUAUAUAAGCACUACCAGGUUUCCCCGUAUAGGGAAAGGCACAUAUACUUGUAUUCCAUUAGUGCUGCUGCACCCUUAUAUCCUACAGAUACGUAUGGUCGGUACAAUGAUGCAGACAGAACGCGCUCUACAUUAGCUGUGGGCAAGUCUGAGACAUCGAAUGGUCGACAUGAUCAAACUAAAAUCAGAUAUGAUGCACGCUCGAGUGCACAGAGGUCAAGUACUGGGGUUAGAAGUACAGGAGGGAUGGACGAUAACCGACAAUCGAGUAUAGGGGUGGGUGAUAAAUAUAAACGAACAUACAUAGUAGUAGGCCAUAGACCGUCAAGCCCUAUGGUGGAGCGACGAAGUCCACCAUCGAAGUAUCACUCAAACCAAUCUCGUGAUAAAGGAUUAAAUGAGAAUACAUAUAGUACAAAAACUCCUACACACACACCGCCACGAAAAGCAGGUCACGAUAGCGUACCUGUCACGAACCUCGCACGCCUCUUCCGUCGCGUCAAAAACACGGGAAACUACAGUGAAGCAGCACUCACGGCAGACACGCUUAUUAAAAGUGGGAGACUACAUCCCAAGGAUGGCAAGUACGCUAUCAAAAUAUACAGACUGAACAAAGAGCCAGACAAGUGCUUGGAAACCCUGGAGUACAUGCACGCGAAGGUUUGGAGGGUGACAACCGAGGUAUAUAAUACAUGCAUCACUGCGCUGAGUGUGGGUGGUAGGUACCGUUCGGCCUCGUCGCUGUUUAUGGACAUGUCGGUACGGGGGAUUACACGGGAUGUGGUGACGUACAACGCCAUGAUCCAGAUGCUACUGAGGGCAGGGCAUUACGACAAGGCCGUGACUAUGUUCUUGGGGAUGGAGAGGGAAGGGUUAAAACGAAGUGUGUACACAUACACAUCGAUGGUGUAUGCGUUCAGUAGGGCGGGUCGAUGGUAUGAUACCAUGGUGUUGUUAGAGGAGAUGGAGCGGAAAAGGGUGCGUGGUAUUACGGAUUCCUACAACGCGGCGAUAGCGGCCUGUUAUACCGGCAAUCAGUGGAGGCGAGCUAUAGAUCUGUUACGGGAUAUGCACAGUAAGAACAUCGCACGGGAUACGAUAACAUACAAUUCCGCGAUCACCGCGUGUGGGAGAGGGAAUCAGUGGCAAAUGGCUGUGGAUUUACUCGACGACAUGGAGAGGAAGGGCAUCGCUAGCAAUACCAUCACGUACAAUGCGACCAUAUCCGCUUGCAGUAAAGUGGCACAGUUAACCAAAGCGAUGGAGAUAUUCGAUAUGAUGGAAAGGAAGGGUGUCCGGCGAAACACCAUCACAUAUAACGCUGCUAUAUAUGCGUGCGGGAGGGGAGGUCAGUGGCGAAGAGCCCAUGAAUUAUUUAACGAAAUGGAUGUCAACGGAAUCCGGAAAAGCACAUACACGUAUAAUUCUACGAUAGAUGCGUGCGGCAAAGGAGGUCAGUGGGAGACGGCGAUACACGUAUUCCGUAUGAUGGAACGCGACAAUCUCAUACCGAACACUAUCACAUACAAUACAGUCAUUUCUGCGUGCGAGAAAAUGAACCGUAUUUCAGAAGCCCUGGCCAUCUUCGAUGAAAUGGAGGAGAAAGCUGUUCACCGUAAUAUCAUUACGUACAAUGCUAUCAUAUCCGCGUGCGGGAAAGGCUCGCAGUGGGAGCGAGCGCUGCUCCUGUUCAAAGAUAUGGAGACAAGGGGUAUCAAACGCAACACAAUCACCUACAGUACUAUUAUAAAUGCGUGCGCGAAAGGGGAUCAAUGGCAACACGCCCUAGACUUAUUUGACGAGAUGCGCGUGAAGGGUAUUGCCCGCAAUACCAUCGUAUAUAAUACCACCAUAACUGCGUGUGAGAGAGCGGAGCAGUGGAGGGAAGCUAUAGAACUAUUCCUUGAAAUGGGGACGAAGGGUUGUGAACCCGACACCUUCACAUACAAUGCUAUAAUAUCCGCCUGCGCGAAGGGACGGCAAUGGACUAUCGCAAUGGAUAUGUUUAAUGAUAUGGAGAAAAGGGGUGUAGAACGGACUGCCGUUACAUACGGGUCGACUAUAUCGGCGUGCGAGAAAGGGGGACAGUGGAGCACGGCGCUACGAUUAUUCGAAGAGAUGAAAAUGAAGAACAUCCCGCGGAAUACCAUCACCUUCAACGCGACGAUUUCCGCGUGCGAAAAGGGGCGUCAGUGGGAGAAAGCAGUCGCGAUCUUCGAUGGGAUGAGCGCCGAGAAUGUCGAGCAGAACCCUGCCAGCUACAACGCGGUCAUGCAUGCUCUAGGCUUCGCUGAUAGCGCCUCUCCGCGUAUCGACGCCUUGUAUGAGGAGAUGAUCGCAAAGUUCACCCUUUAUAAAGAUAUCUGGAGCCGGUAUGACGCGAGUGGCGAUCUGGAUCUGCACGGGCAUUCGCAGUACCAGGCACAGGCGGCUAUAAGACGCCUGCUCAGGAUAUUGCAAGCCCAGAAGAGAGCAGAGUCGCUGAAGCAAAUCAUUGUGGGUUUGGGGGAGGGUAGAAGCACGGAACCGGUGCUGAUGAAGACGGUACAAACACAGUUGGCCACUUUGAAGACCCCCAUAGGCUCCUUCACAUCACCAGAUCACCGAGGAGUGCUACGACUGGUACGUAGCGACCUGGAUGAUUGGUUGAAGCAGAAUACAUAAAUAUAUAGAUACACGCAUGCAUAGCACGAGGUGUCCUGGGUGUCGCAGGAAUUUCAUACUGGUCAUUAGGACAGGCGCAGUUGCAACAGAUUGCUAUGUAUUUGUGCAUACACGUUGGAUCUAAACCUUGCAGGUGAUUUCAAAUGACUAAUAAAUAGGGGAAUCAGUGCCCGUUACCUGCAUAG